This is a messenger RNA of Lingula anatina, 1054 nucleotides long. Its product is annotated as cytochrome P450 1A1. The record is from RefSeq and is a predicted model, not a curated record. Lineage: Eukaryota; Metazoa; Brachiopoda; Lingulata; Lingulida; Lingulidae. Gene Ontology annotation, molecular function: heme binding; iron ion binding; steroid 17-alpha-monooxygenase activity. Gene Ontology annotation, biological process: hormone biosynthetic process; progesterone metabolic process.
GGACAUCACAGACCACCUUUUGCUGUUGAAGGAAGAAUUAACAGAUGAAAGUGAUGAUAAUGUUAGGGAGUCGCUUUCUGACACUAGAAUCCUCCAAACCAUGAUGGAUAUAUUUCUUGCUGGAACCCAGACCACAUCCGACACGCUGAAGUGGAUAAUAAUGUAUGUGGCAGAUAAUCCGGAAGUUCAGGCAAAGAUACACAAGGAGUUGGACGGCUUGGGAAACGACUUUGACGAACUCCGUCACUGCAAAAAUAAGAUGAAUUACUGUGAAGCUGUUCAGAGAGAGGUACUGCGAAUGCGUCCUGCAGCCCCAGUGGGUAUACGUCAUAGAACGCUCCGUGACACCAAAUUAGGUGGCUACGAUAUCCCAAAAGGCACUAUUAUUUAUGCGAACAUAUGGGCAAUCCACCAUGACCCGAAAAACUGGGAAUCGCCGGAAGUUUUCAAGCCAGAGAGGUUUUUAAACAAAGAUGGUAGCUUGAAAGAACUGGACAAAAAGACGUGGCUGCCGUUUAGCAGUGGCAAGAGGAAAUGCGUGGGAGAAGCACUUGCCAGGGCAAAUAUCACCAUGACCAUGGCAUUGUUUUUCCGUCGGUUUAAGGUGAGCUUUCCGCCAGGUGCCCAACCGGACUUCGAGCCUAUGAUGCUUGAAAUAAAUGGCAGCCCCAAGCCUCAGAAGAUUGUUGUUCAGAAUAGAAUAUGACGUUCCACAGAAUAAUAUUUUACAAUACUUAUUAUAAAACAAGUCUUCUUAAAUGACUGUAUUCUAUAUUUGAAUCAAUAAGUUAGCAUGUAGAGGGUCAAGUGUUAAUCAUUUAUGGGGGCCUUUUCUCGAAAUACAUUUUUUAAUCAAAAGACAGCAGGUUAAGCUUAUUCUUGAAAUGAAAAAAGUGAAAUCACAAUGCAAAUAGAAAAAUAUUCCCUUUUGUAAAAUUACCCAAUGGGCUACAUACACGUUAUCCACCGGUUGCUGCAUUCACUUAUUGUUUGAUAUGAUGUUUUAUAAAACUUCAAAGUCUAUAAUAAAUCGGCCAAUUUUUCUUGAACUCAA